Messenger RNA from Carassius auratus (goldfish), 1405 nucleotides. RefSeq names its product ERC protein 2-like. The record is from RefSeq and is a predicted model, not a curated record. Gene Ontology annotation, biological process: regulation of synaptic plasticity; neuromuscular synaptic transmission; maintenance of presynaptic active zone structure. The transcript is spliced from 8 exons. Gene Ontology annotation, molecular function: structural constituent of presynaptic active zone. Bases 1 to 789 code for a protein of 262 amino acids. Lineage: Eukaryota; Metazoa; Chordata; Actinopteri; Cypriniformes; Cyprinidae. Gene Ontology annotation, cellular component: cytoskeleton of presynaptic active zone.
AUGCAGGGUUCCCCAAAUCUUGCCCUGAAGGGCCAAUGCGCUGCAGAGUUUAGCUCCAACCCUGAUCAAACCUACCUGCGAUUUUCGAAGGCGGGUGAAGCUGAACAUGUUGCUCGCUGGAACCCUGAUCUGUCAGAGCGACUGCAGGUUCUCCAAACAGAAACUGUCCGUUAUAAAGAGGAACUGGACAAGUCUAAUGCUGAAGUACAGAGAUUGCUGGCUCUUUUGCGGGAGCUGCAGUCUGAACGUCUGGAGCAGGACAAGAUAAUCAUUGAGCUGGAGAGACAAGUGAAAGAGCAGAACCAAAAUCAGUCUGUGAAUCCAGGCCAAGCUGGAGAAAUGAGUCCCAGUCCUUCAAGACAGUUGGAAGAUUUGAUGACGGCGCUAGACAAAAUCAGAAAAGAGUUAGACGCCACAAGACAACGGUUGUCGUCUACGCAGAAUACUCUGUCUGAACGUGACAAUGAGCUGAGCAGGAUACGAGCUGAUCACAGUAAACAGCUAACAGAGAUCCUGCAGUUAAAACAACAGGCUCUGCUGGCUGCUGUCAGUGAAAAAGAUGGCUGCAUCAAUUUACUAGAACAUUCUCCAGUAAGAAACAUGGUGACCCCUGAGGACGUGAUGACCUUGAGUAGAGAAAAGGUACACAGUAGGAUGAAGCACAUGGCAGAACAUUAUGAAGUCGAACACAUUCAUCCACAGUAUUCCCAUCAUUUGCAUCAUGGACAGCAUCGUGAACUGAUCUCCCCUCCACCAGAGCAGGAUGAUGAGGAUGGCAUAUGGGCAUGACAAAACAGAAACUGGUCUUCCACCGACAGAAACCAAGGCAUCCCAGGUGGAGGAUGGAGCAUACACUGGACCCAUGCCUAAUAGGGAUUGACUAGCCAUAAAACCAAGUGGAGGCUUCCUCAAGUGCUAGCUGAGUUUAUCAAUUCCUUCUAAGAAUUUGGAAAGACGAUGUGCACCUGAACACAGAGGGGCAUCUAGAUCUACAGGGGAAGAAGAGGGCUGCCUCCAGAGCUGUUUACUUUGACAUCCAGUCUAGAGAUGUAUGUGCAGUUAUUGCAGUGAAUUUCACAUGCUGGACUGAAGAACACUGAGCACAUUGGUGCACCAUUAUCUGCUCAGGGUUCGACUAAAUGCUUUAAUGGGACUGUGUUUCUUAGAUGCACAAUGAGUGUAGGUUAUGCAGUGCCUUGCACAGAACCACAGUUUAAUGAACUGUGAAGUGUUUUGAUGUUAAAUUGUUUUGCUUUUCAUAACACAAACAUUUAUUGAAAAUGUGCUCACCCUCAGGCAAUCCAAGCCGUAGAUGAGUUUGUUUCUUCAUUGGAACAGAUAUGGAGGAAUUCCAUCACUUGUUCACCCAGGGCUGCUGCUGGCCAAAUGGGUACCCUAAGCAGGA